Molecule: messenger RNA, 2398 nt
Organism: Oryza sativa Japonica Group (Japanese rice)
Lineage: Eukaryota; Viridiplantae; Streptophyta; Magnoliopsida; Poales; Poaceae
Product: auxin transporter-like protein 2
Biological process (GO): amino acid transmembrane transport
Cellular component (GO): membrane
Molecular function (GO): amino acid transmembrane transporter activity
Source: RefSeq, a predicted model, not a curated record
GCGAAGCACUAUAGAAGUGGCAGUGCUACUGCGACGUGCGUGUUCCCCCUCUAAAUUCACACGUCAAAUCAACGUGAAACACGGUGCAUUCUCCCCUCCCACCGUCCCAACUCCCACGUCCGGCUCGGCUCGGGCCUCUCCGUGCCAGAGAGUUUCACUCCUCGCGGAGAAGGAAAAACCGGAGGCGCGCGCGCAGUCGUGGCCGGGGUUGGGAAGAUCCGAGAGGCAAGGGGCAAGGGCGGCGUGCGGGUCUGCAGGAUCAGGAUCCCGAAAAGCUAGCCCGCGGCGAAGUAAUAAUAACUGCUCCUCUGAAUCUCUCCGAUCCUCUCGAACCACGAGAAGCUCAGCAGUUUCGGCUCCGCGCGCCGCCUGCCUCUCGGUCGACAGCACAGUAAAUUCCGCCGGCGCGUGGUGCAGCUUUGCCGGCAGCGUGCCGCUCCCACGGCCAUUUACUUCGCCUCCUCUCCUGAGGCAGGCGCGCGGCUGGAGACGGGAAGACCGGGGAGGACAGGAGGAUGGUGCCGGCCGGCGACCAGGCGGAGGAGGCCAUCGUGGCGGACGCCGGGAAGGAGGAGGCGGAGGUGCGCGCGGCCAUGGGCGUCGAGCAGGACGGCAAGUUCAGCAUGACGAGCCUCCUGUGGCACGGCGGCUCCGUCUGGGACGCCUGGUUCAGCUGCGCCUCCAACCAGGUACGACCAACCACGAACGACCUCGUCAUGCCUCUCGCUCACAUUUCGUUUGGAAUUUUGCAGGUGGCGCAGGUGCUCCUGACGCUGCCGUACUCCUUCUCGCAGCUCGGGAUGCUCUCGGGCCUGCUGCUGCAGGUGUUCUACGGCCUCAUGGGCAGCUGGACCGCCUACCUCAUCAGCGUCCUCUACGUCGAGUACCGCGCCCGCAAGGAGAAGGAAGGCGUCAGCUUCAAGAACCACGUCAUCCAGUGGUUCGAAGUUCUUGAUGGGCUCUUGGGCCCGUACUGGAAGGCGGCCGGCCUCGCCUUCAACUGCACCUUCCUGCUCUUCGGCUCCGUCAUCCAGCUGAUCGCCUGUGCAAGUAACAUAUACUACAUCAACGACCGGCUGGACAAGAGGACAUGGACGUACAUAUUCGGGGCGUGCUGCUCCACCACGGUGUUCAUCCCCUCCUUCCACAACUACCGCAUCUGGUCCUUCCUUGGCCUCGGCAUGACCACCUACACCGCCUGGUACCUCGCCAUCGCCGCCGCCGUCCACGGCCAGGUCGACGGCGUGACGCACUCGGGCCCGAGCAAGAUGGUGCUCUACUUCACUGGCGCCACCAACAUCCUCUACACUUUCGGCGGACACGCCGUCACUGUAGAGAUCAUGCACGCGAUGUGGAAGCCGCAGAAGUUCAAGUACAUCUACCUGGUGGCGACGCUGUACGUGUUCACGCUGACGCUGCCGUCGGCGUCGGCCAUGUACUGGGCGUUCGGCGACGCGCUGCUGACGCACUCGAACGCCUUCUCGCUGCUGCCGCGGUCCGGGUGGCGCGACGCGGCGGUGAUCCUGAUGCUGAUCCACCAGUUCAUCACGUUCGGGUUCGCGUGCACCCCGCUCUACUUCGUGUGGGAGAAGGCGAUCGGCAUGCACGGCACCCGCAGCGUCCUCACCCGCGCGCUCGCCCGCCUCCCCAUCGUCGUGCCCAUCUGGUUCCUCGCCAUCAUCUUCCCCUUCUUCGGCCCCAUCAACUCCGCCGUCGGCGCGCUCCUCGUCAGCUUCACCGUCUACAUCAUCCCCUCCCUCUCCCACAUCCUCACGUACCGCUCCGCCUCCGCCAGAUUGAAUGCGGCGGAGAAGCCGCCGCCGUUCCUGCCGAGCUGGAGCGGGAUGUUCGUGGUGAACGUGUUCGUGGUGGCGUGGGUGCUGGUGGUCGGGUUCGGCCUCGGCGGCUGGGCCAGCGUCACCAACUUCAUCAAGCAGAUCGACACGUUCGGGCUCUUCGCCAAGUGCUACCAGUGCCCACCCAGGGCGCACGCCGGGGCGCCCCUGCCGGCUCCGCCGCGCCACUAGCCAAAAAAACCGAGUGCCACGCCGCGACGGCGCGACGCCGCGCGCGGGCCGGUGACAAAAGGAGCUAGCUUCCCCGCGGGCGUCUUGCCUUUGUGUAGUAGGACAGCAGGUCAGCAGCAUACAUGGUAGGACAGCGCGUGGGUCACUGACUAGAUUUACCGCCCUGCAGGGGCUUCCCUAUGCUGCGGAGUCUUCAGUUCAUGUGUGUUGUUGGCAACUUUGCGUCGUCCUCUUUUGUUUGGGAGUUGGAUGUGAACUUGGUCGUAAUUUGUAGGUUCUUCUGUUCAUGUUACAUGCCAAUAUAAAACGCCAUAUUUGUUCAUGUUUCAUGCGGGUAUAAAACACCAUAUGAAUAUGAUUGGAUCAUGAAA